CCAUAUCUAUCUUCAGGUUUUACGUGAAGAAAUCUCAAACACAUGAUAUCUGGUCGGAAAGAUUUUCCGCCUAUCGGGAGCUCAGAAAAAUGGUUGUUAUAUGAUUUUUGUUGGGUGUAAACAAACAUUUUGGAUCAUUACAAAGGGCUAGCGCUUGAACCUCCCAAGCAACCUGGAAUACCAUUGACCACCUUCCUAUACACAGAUCGAUAUUACGGUUUUUAAUCAGUUUGACAUGGAAUAUGAGCUUUUUUUUCCUUAUUAUAAUGCAGCAGACUGUGAUACAGAUAAAGGUAUGGGCAACGCUUCCAAGCUCGUUCACGUUCUACGUUACCGCCAGCCUUUGCAAUGGUAGGUGAAAGGUUCUUUGGAGCAUUCAGAUAUUCAUCAACUAUUCAUGCAGAAUGGGUAUAGGUAGUGAACAAUUUAUAUUCCCAUUGAUUCCAAGUUUUACAGUACAUAAUAACAGGCUAUGCCAGCGUGCGGGAGCAUGAAGUCUAGACAUAGAUGCCCCGUCCAACUCUUCUCUUUAUAACCACAAGGUUGCCUUGUUUUGUUCAAUGUUGUCGAAGGUUUUUUGCAUCGUACAGUUUUGAAAACUCAGCCGAGGAAGAAAUUUAUUCUACUCUGUUGCGUAGAUAUGCCGAAAAAUCCGACUCAUAUCACGGAAGAGGAAUUCAUGCUAAAUUCGUCAAAGGUUCUCUUCCCUUUUCUCUUUUCCUCCGUAAUCACUUGCUCAAUAUGUAUGUCAAAUGCGGUGAUCUGGUCAAUGGUCUCCUACUGUUUGAGGAAAUGCCCGAAAAGAAUGUCGUGUCGUGGUCAGCUGUCAUUGCGGGUCUCGUUCAACAUGGCUGUCCUAAAGAAGCUCUUUCUUUGUUUUGCCGUAUGCACCGUGAUGGAACGACGAAGCCCAAUGAGUUCACCCUCGUCAGCACACUCCAAGCAUGCUCCUUAGUGGAGAAUUUGGCGCAGGCAUAUCAACUUUAUUCGUUCGUUGUUCGCUUGGGAUUUGAGUCAAACAUUUUCUUGCUGAAUGCAUUCCUGACAGCUUUGAUAAGACAUGGUGAAUUGCCAGGGGCUCUGGAAGUCUUUGAGAAUUGUAGAACUAAGGAUAUUGUGUCUUGGAAUGCCAUGUUGGCUGGGUUUUUGCAGUUCUCUUAUGUAGACGUGCCCAAAUUUUGGUAUCGAAUGAUUUGUGAAGGUGUGAAGCCUGAUAGCUUCACAUUUGCCAGUGUUCUUACCGGGUUGGCUGCCCUUUGUGACUUUAAAUUGGGAUUGCAGGUUCAUGCUCAGCUUGUCAGAUAUGGUUAUGGUGCCGAGAUUUGUGUGGGGAACUCUUUGGCAGAUAUGUAUAUAAAAAAUCAGAAGUUGGUUGAAGGGUUUAAAGCAUUUGACGAUAUGCCAGUGAGGGAUGUGUGCUCAUGGACUCAGAUGGCCGCCGGAUGCCUGCAGUGUGGAGAACCAAGUAAAGCACUUGAGAUCGUUGGAGAGAUGAAGAAGAUGGGUGUAAAACUGAACAAGUUUACCCUUGCGACUGCCUUGAAUGCCUGUGCCAAUUUGGCUUCAUUGGAGGAAGGGAAGAAAGUUCAUGGCUUGAGAAUCAAGCUUGGAACUGACAUUGAUGUCUGUGUAGAUAAUGCUUUACUAGAUAUGUAUGCAAAAUGUGGGUGUGUAGACAACGCAUGGACAGUUUUCCAAUCCAUGAAUGAUCAUUCUAUUGUCUCAUGGACGACCAUGAUCAUGGCAUGUGCAAUAAACGGCCAAGCUAGGAAAGCUCUCGAGAUUUACGAUGAGAUGAGGCUGAAGGAUAUCCAUCCAAAUUACAUAACCUUCAUUUGUGUGCUUUAUGCAUGUGGCCAAGGAGGGUUUAUCAAUGAAGGGUGGGAGUUAUUCUCCUCCAUGACCCGUGAUUAUGGAAUCCUUCCUGUAGAAGAUCACUAUGCAUGUAUGGUAAAUCUUCUAGGUCGAGCUGGACGUAUCAAAGAAGCUGAGGAAUUCAUCUUAAGAAUGCCAUCCCAACCAGGUGUGCUAGUUUGGAAAACUUUGCUCGGUGCUUGUCAUGUAUAUGGUGAUAUGGAAAUUGGGAAGCGUGCGGCAGAGCAUGUAUUACAUCUGGACGGAAAAGAUCCAUCAACCUAUGUAGUGUUAUCCAACUUGUUUGCUGGCUUGAGCAAUUGGGAUGGUGUAGGGAUGCUGAGAGAAUUAAUGGAAGCUAGGGAUGUGAAGAAAAUGCCUGCAUCUAGUUGGAUUGAAAUUGAAAAGAACCAUUCCUUACUUCCAAAACUUGAAGGAUUUAUGUAAGGGAAGAACACACAAAUUUUCCCUGUUCUUGCGCUUUGGUUCUUUUGAAUUGUAUGGCCAAAAGUUCAAGCAUGGGGGAGGACUUGCAGUUCCUCUGCAGUUUUUUUAUUA
This is a messenger RNA of Carya illinoinensis, 2412 nucleotides long. Its product is annotated as putative pentatricopeptide repeat-containing protein At3g15130. Gene Ontology annotation, biological process: RNA modification. Bases 508 to 2301 code for a protein of 597 amino acids. Lineage: Eukaryota; Viridiplantae; Streptophyta; Magnoliopsida; Fagales; Juglandaceae. The transcript is spliced from 2 exons. The record is from RefSeq and is a predicted model, not a curated record. Gene Ontology annotation, molecular function: protein binding; RNA binding.